Molecule: messenger RNA, 1185 nt
Organism: Diaporthe amygdali
Lineage: Eukaryota; Fungi; Ascomycota; Sordariomycetes; Diaporthales; Diaporthaceae
Exons: 5
Coding region: 1-1185 (394 amino acids)
Biological process (GO): metal ion transport; transmembrane transport
Cellular component (GO): membrane
Molecular function (GO): metal ion transmembrane transporter activity
Source: RefSeq, a predicted model, not a curated record
AUGGAUCCCGAAGACUUGCCAGCUUUUCUAGACAAGAUUUACACUACAGAAGAGUCUCGAGUGGAUCUGCUGCGAUUGGGUCGCCCGCAGGGUGUUGUCGAUGAUACAACUUUGGAUGACGAUGGGAUCCGAAUCGAGUUGCCCAAGGUGCACGAAUCAGUCGUCAAGUCAGUUUCUACGCUACCAGCAGCUACCUCAGCAGAAGGAUCCUUUAUCCUCCUCGACAAGCCGGUCGCAUUGAUUCUAUUGCUUCGGAUACCGAGAAACAGCCAAUCCAUUAGUAUCGCCAUGCGGAUUCGCUUGGCUGACUUAGCCACCGUUGUUUUCCUGACCAGCAUGACAGAGGAGACAGGGCAAAACAUUCGAAGAAAAUGCAUAGAGCGUCGUCAUCUUCUCGCAAAGCACCCACUGUACUUCCUGAUCCUGAUAUACGAAGAUCGAUGCUUCGAGUACAAAGUUUGGUUCGACGACAUCCUUGAGGAGAUCAACGUUGUAGAGUCGGCGACAGGUAUGACACGAAAUACUUGGAAAAUGAAGCUUUCACCGCGGCUGUGGGAGUGGUUCUCCGACUACGACAAUCUCCUGCGCAUGUUGUACGCGAGCAAUACCGAGCUAAGUCACUUCGACACUGUGACAACGUUUUCAGUCAAGCUCGGCGAUUUUCUUCUCAAUGCACUGAAGCUGAUGGAAGAAUUGCGUGAAGAGGUCGACUUGGCGCCGCUGUCGAAAAGAGAUUUCAGGUGCCUGCAGGAGAGGAUCUCAUUCACACGAUCGCGGUGUGACUUGACUGCCGACAAAACGAAGGAAAUGCUAGAGAGAGUGCAGGGUCAAAUCAACGUGGCUUUCAACCUUGUCGCUCAAAGGGACAGUAAGGUAAAUCUCGCUGUUGCCGAGGACUCUUACCACGUCGCGACGCUUGCUGCACGGGAUAGCGAGACAAUGAAAACCAUCACGGUGUUAACUCUGCUUUUCCUUCCAUCUACUUUAGUCACGUCGAUUUGGUCUGCAGACCUGUUCCAACUUGAGAAAUCUCAAAAUUGGAAGGUGUACAUCGGUGUGAACCUCGCACUUACAGCUGCUGUCUUUGCCGCUUGGUUCCUGUACCUCCGAUUUUCAAGCCUGAGAAGGGAGGAAAAGCCCCUCCAUAUCGCUGGGGUUGGGGAAACAAACUGGCACGAUAAAUAG